Trematosphaeria pertusa is the source of this 1161-nucleotide messenger RNA. RefSeq lists its product as uncharacterized. The transcript has a single exon. The record is from RefSeq and is a predicted model, not a curated record. Lineage: Eukaryota; Fungi; Ascomycota; Dothideomycetes; Pleosporales; Trematosphaeriaceae. The coding region runs from base 1 to 1161 and encodes 386 amino acids.
AUGACGGUCGGUGAGGAUCUUAUGAAGCUUCCAGACGAGAUCCUGCUGGAUAUUGCACUCAGGUUUGCCGGCCGCAAGCGCAACAAAUAUUUGAUGAACCUGGCUCUCGUCGACCGCCGUUUCCGUGCCAUCGCACGCGAAGGCCUCGUUCGAAUCGGCAUUGUUACACUGUCUGGCCUCCCCCAGUACAUUGAGCUGCUGGCGCAACAUCCACACUGGGCCGGCCACAUCACUCGUCUCGAGCUCGGAAAACACGACUGGACAACAGGAUGGCUUGGACGCUGGAAUAUGGCUCGGUUGAGCGCUGAGGCACUCGCUGCAUGCGACGACACCAUCGACCGAACAUGGCCGCUAGGCGAACGGGAGCGCUUAAAGCAUGAUCUUCGUUCUCACUGGGAUUACACUGGCAUCUGCCUCUGCAUGCUCAUUGGCAUGUUGCCCAACGUGAAGGAGCUCUCUGUCGGGACCAGCUCUUUCCAGAUGCAGUUUAUGAUGCGUCUUCUUAACAUCCGAUGUCAUCUUCACCGGCGCGACGAGUCCGCAGAAUCCCUGGGCUUCCAGCAUGUUGCCAACCUCCUCGCAGAGAAGCUCCACGUCUUGAAAAUAUCUCGCGAAUCCCCAACCGGGCUCCACGAGACGGAGAGCAUGUUCGACACACAAUCCCUCUCGAAGCUCAAGUUUCUAUCCAUCUCGGGAGAGAGUCUUACUCCGUCGCGAAUAGCGAUCACUAGCCGGCUCGUUAAAUCAACACUAUCUCCAAGUCUCGAACACUUGCGCAUAUUCUACGAUUGGAAAACCUUCUCUUUAGGUUGGCUGAAGCAGCUGUAUAAUUCCAGAGAGUGCUUCAAUGGUUUGCGAGUCGUCCAGUUGUACUUCAGGUGCACCUUUGAGAUGUUCAUGCAAUAUGUCGACGUCCCCGUGUUUAAGAUUGAGUUUCUGUAUUUCUUGGAAGCCUGGAGCAAGACGGCGGUCUCCUUCGAAACGUUUUUCGUCCUUCCUGGGCGGCCCGCGGAGGUGGAGGAGCCAUCCAACUUCGGUAGACAUUGCCUCUUUGCCCCCUUGGAAUCCCUCCUAAGGCCACGGCCACCCACCGAUGGAUAUCUGUUUGGUCGAGCAGCACAGCGCUCCAACAGGACAGAAGAGCAACGCGGGUUGUGCUAG